Messenger RNA from Haliotis rufescens (red abalone), 2668 nucleotides. RefSeq names its product sodium- and chloride-dependent glycine transporter 2-like. Gene Ontology annotation, cellular component: membrane. Gene Ontology annotation, biological process: sodium ion transmembrane transport. The record is from RefSeq and is a predicted model, not a curated record. Bases 242 to 1921 code for a protein of 559 amino acids. NCBI's taxonomy places the organism in Eukaryota, Metazoa, Mollusca, Gastropoda, Lepetellida, Haliotidae. The transcript is spliced from 12 exons.
UACUGUUCUCGCAUUCAGCUCAUACCUGACAGUCAGUAUAUGACUUUGUAGUAUGAUGACCUGGCUGGAUUCAAAGCACGAAACAGUCGUGUUCUGGAUGAUGUGUACUGGAAAAUUGUACACUGUGAAGUAUUGUUGUUGGUAAAGAUUAAGACAUAAGCGAGUUGUGAAAAGAGAGGGGCAGAUCUCAUUUUGAACAUUUUCGAGUCCUCUUUCUGUUAAGCAGUAACAGUGAAUAACAAUGUCUGAACCCCGAGGAAACUGGUCCAACUGGCUGGAGUUCCUGUUCUCUGUGAUUGGUUCUAUGGUUGGCCUGGGAAAUAUAUGGAGGUUCCCCUACAUCUGCUUUCACAGUGGAGGUGGCAUAGGUUACGGCAUGGUUGUCCUCACUGCCAUCAUCAGCAUCUAUUACAACGUCAUCCUCGCCUGGACCCUCUACUACCUCGCGGGCUCAUUCAGUACAGUCCUUCCUUGGAGCACGUGCGACAACGAGUGGAACACUGACCUUUGCCGCAUAAGGACUGACAAGUCAAAUUCAUCAUACUUGCCUCUACUUGGAAAUGAAACUCUUGUAAAUACUACAUUAUCAGAGCUUGGAACACCCAACAUCUCAAAUCAGAUGUUGGUAAACAUGACCAACCAGACGGUGACACCUUCUGAAGAGUAUUGGAGGCACCACGUGCUUCAGAUGUCCUCGGGAAUCGGAGAAAUGGGAAGUAUCCGGUGGCAGCUACUUCUCUGUUUACUGGGAGCCUGGCUGGUGGUGUUCCUCAGUCUUAUAAAGGGCAUCAAGUCCUCGGGCAAGGUUGUGUACGUUGCGGCAACCGUUCCGUACCUGAUUCUGAUAGCUAUGCUUGUGCGUGGAUUGCUACUUCCGGGUGCUGUAGAAGGAAUCAAGUACUAUACUAUACCACAGUGGACGAAACUCAUGGAUGCGAAGGUAUGGCGUAAUGCUGCUGUCCAGAUGUUCUACUCUGUGGGUAUUGGCAACGGAGGAAUAGUUACCCUGUCUAGCUACAACAGAUUUCACAAUAACUGUUACAGAGAUGCUUUGAUGUUCCCUGUGUUGGACUGUCUCACCAGCUGGUUUGCAGGGUUCAUCAUCUUCGUGUUUCUGGGCUUCAUGGCCAACCAAUCCAACCUGCCCAUCUCGGAGGUCGUCAAAGAAGGGCCUGGUCUUGCUUUCAUGGCGUAUCCCGAUGCUGUGACGACGAUGCCGUUGCCGCAGUUGUGGUCCUGUCUCUUCUUCUUGAUGCUGUUUACAGUGGGACUUGAUAGUCAGUUCGUCCACGUCCAGACGAUGGUUAGCGCCAUCACCGAUGCCUUCCCAAGAACCCUCGGACACCGGAAGCUCCUGGUCACAGCUGGCGUGUGUUUGACUGGGUUUAUUCUAGGGCUGUCAUGCGUUACUCAAGGAGGUAUCUACGUGCUGACGCUACUGGACUGGUACAUCGGGAGUUUUUCACUCGUGGUGCUGGCGAUGUCGGAAAUGUUGGUUCUAGCGUGGAUAUAUGGUGUAAAUCGCCUGUAUGAUGAUCUGACGAUGAUGAUUGGAUACCGAGUGUCUCCUGUAUGGAAGCCCAUGUGGCUCGUCGUCACUCCUCUGUUCGUCUUCAUUUUGCUUAUUGCUGGACUUACCAACAUGUCCCCAGUACCUCUUGGCGGAAAGAAUUUUCCUUCUUGGGCACAGGCGAUUGGUUGGCUAAUAGCCACGUGUCCUCUACUGCCAAUCCCGGUUGGCAUGGUGCUUGCCAUCUGGAAUGAAACAGAUGGUUCGUUGAAAGAGAGGCUGAUCCAAGCAACCAAACCCAGGAAGGAAUGGCGACCAGCACUCGGUGUCGAUACUGGACAAGGGAGGGACGACAUGGACAUGAGGACAAGAGAAAUGCUCCUCAGUGAUGACCAUAGUUACAUGAAGUGACGAGGACUAUUCAGGCAAGAUUUCAUAGACAGCGGUCAAGCUAUCAGUUGAACUAACUUUACGCUGUUGGUUAAAUCGUUGCAAUUGAUUGAGAGUUGGCAUUGUUUGCAAAGAGGCUCACAGCAACGUCACAUAAAUUUAAAUGACACUCCGAGCUACUGCUCCUUGGCCAUUUUCCAUUUCAGAUCUACGUUCAGCCAAGCCUGAUAGACAGAAGGCCAUCAAUGUUUUACGAAGAGCUCUACUGACUAAACUAUAUUUAUAAUUUCGUCGUGACAUUGCUGGAAUAGUUACUCACGCCUGCACGCACCCACUCGCACACCUAGAAUUACAUGCACUACAGUACAGACGAUCUACAUCUUUUAUCCAGCAUCUGAGGCAUGUUGAAAUAUAUAUAUAUCGGAUGACGCUGCAAGAUAUCCAUAUAUGUAGAGCCACGUAGCUUCGAGACAUGAUAACACAAAGACAACAAAAAGGAAGAUAACUUUAAAAUAAUAUUUGUUUUAUCCUUGCAAUGUGGGAUCAUUUAUACGUUUGUUCAAGUAAUGGAUCGGAAUUAAUAUUCAUUUGUUAGGUUCUAUUAUUAUAUUCUUAAUUUUGUGUCGGUACUGGUUAAACAAAAUUACAAUUAACUUUUAGCUUUUUUUUAUUGACCAUAAAAGAAAAUUGGUAAAUGCAUGUAAUUGUUUUCCUAUAAAAACGAAAUACAUUUGGAUGCCCUAUGUAUAAAAAAAAUAUUAAAGUCAU